AGGGGAGCGGUCGGAAAGGCGGCGGGCGGCCCAGCUCCUCUUGGCAGCCGAGGCCCUGGCUGGGAGGGGGGCGCCUGCCUGUCAUCCCGCGCGGCGGGCGGGGCGCGGGCGAGGCGCCGGCACAAAAGGGCUGCCGUCGCGCCGCCCCGUCCCACGCGGGGAGCAGCCCUCCGACCCGCCCCUGCGGCCGCCGGCGGCCCCCGCUCGCCUCGCCCUGCCGCCAGUCUCCUCUGGCCCGCCGCCUCUCUCUGGCUCUCUCCCUGGGUCCCAGGCCUCCCCUUCCCCUCCCGGCCAGCCCGCUCCGCUCGCUCCAGGGCUAGGUGGGGGCUGGGGCUGCGCACCGGAUAGACGGACCCACGGACCGACUGACCCGGCACCAGCUACAGGAGAAGCCCGUCAUCAUGGACCCCCCGUCCCUGGACACAGCCAUUCAGCACGCCCUGGCGGGCCUCUAUCCCCCUUUUGAGGCCACAGCGCCCACCAUCCUGGGGCAGGUAUUCCGUCUCCUGGAUUCUGACUUCCAGGGGGAUGGGCUGAGCUUCCUCCUGGAUUUCCUCAUUCCUGCCAAGCGCCUGUGUGAGCAAGUGCGUGAAGCAGCCUGUGCCCCGUACUCUCACUGCCUCUUCCUGCAUGAGGGCUGGCCACUGUGCCUGCGAGAUGAGGUCGUGGUGCACCUGGCCCCCCUCAACCCCCUCUUACUGCGCCAGGGAGACUUCUACCUCCAAGUGGAGCCCCAGGAGGAGCAGUCCGUCUGCAUCAUGGUCAAGUGCCUCUCCUUGGACCUCCGCACAGUGGACGCAAAGCCUGUUCCCGCGUCAUCCUACCCUACACUCUUCACCCAAACGUGGCUGGAGGCCAUCAACAGUGACUUUGAGGGAAGCCCUCUGCACAGCUGCCUGGUAGCUUCCGAAGAUGGGAUUGCCCCUGUGCCCUGGACCAAGAUAGCCAGCCCAGAGUUUGUGGAUGACAGACCCCAAGCAGUGAACGUCCUCUCCCGGGCCUGGGGGUCCCUCGAGUUAGAGGCCCUCGAUCUGAGCAGCCCUCCAGAGCCUCAUCAGCCCAGGCCCUCCGGCAGCCAGGGGCUGCUUGCCCGGAGCUUGGCCAAGGGUAAGGGCAGGACAUAUGGGAACAAGUACCCAGGACUCAUCAAGGUGGAACAAGCCAGGCCGGGGGAGGUGGCCUUUAGGAUGGACGAUGUGGCCAGCCAGGACUUAGAAGGAGACUAUGUGGCCCUCCUGGAGAGCAGAGGAGGGCCUCCCAGUAGGGAAGUGGAGACAUCCAGUGGGUGUCCUUUGGGGGCACUGGAGGAACCAUCCAGAACUAAGGAAAUCCUGCUCUCUCAAAGGAUGCCGCCCCUCUCAGGGGCCAGGGGGGGACCUUCCUUGGAAAAAUGGGCUUGUGAGAAGCCAGCAAGCUCAGAAGAGGAGCCCUGCAGGUUGGGCUCGAGGAGAAAGGUCAACUAUAAAGUUAACGCAUCCACCCAGGACUCAGAACCCCAGCCCCAGGAGCCCUACCUCCGCGUCCUUGAGGAGCCACCGCCCUGUGCCUCUGGCCUUGAGGCAGGUGGUUCCUCCAAGAUGCAGGGACCUCUGGGAAGCCCAGAAAACAUGGCGCAACUCAGGCCUGCACCAGAACGAGCGUCCUCCCUGCACCUGUGCUCGGCUUCCCCUCCUGCUGCUCCAGCCCCUGAAACCAAGUUGGAAGAGAGGGCCAAACAGGGGCACGGGAGACUUCCCAAGCCUGAGACUGGCCCCAGUCAGAAUACCUCCUCUUCUACAUCCCCUACUUCUGGGCUCAGAUUCUCCCUCUUGAAAGGGCAGAGGCAAGCCCCUGGGCCCCCAGAGAAAGCCUCCCUCCAGCCCGACAGGCCCUGGAAAGUCUUGCGUUCGCCCUCGUCUCCCACGACCAACCGAGUCAAGAGCGUGGGGAAAGCUGGAAAGACUCAGACCGAAACAUCUGGCCCGGCUGCUGACUCAGGCCCACAGACUGGGGAAAAGGCCGGCUUCCCAGAAGUCCCUCCAGAAAGAGAACCCCCUCUGGAUGAGGAGCCCCCAGGGCCUGAGCCUAGGAUUGGGGCUCUGAGUGUGGAGAUCCUCCAGUCGAGGAUGGCAUGCCUGCCAGGUGGUCGGGACAGGGCCGGGAGGCGCCUGCUUCUGGUGUCAACCACCGAGGGGGCCUGGGAGGCACCGUGGUGCACGGCCUCGGAAGUCACCAAGCUGCUCUCCUACCUGUGCACUGUCCCCAGGCCUGAAGAUAAAACCAAGGGGCUGGCGGUUAUGAUUGAUUCCAGGAAACAGCCUCCACACCCUGGUCUGGUCAGUGCCCUGCAGGCCACCCAGGCCCUGGCCCCAGCCUCCAUCCGUGCUGUGUUCUACCUGGGAGAGAAGGAGGCUGCCUUCCAGCUGGAAACAUUGCCUGACGUCCAGGUAGAGGUGGUGACCUCACUGAGAGCUCUCAGCCACCACGUGGACCCCGGGCAGCUGCCCACAGCCCUGGAAGGCCCCUUCCCCUAUUGCCACAGCGAGUGGGUGCAAUUCUUCCAGAAGCUGGACCCCUUCCUUGCUGGCCUGCACCAGGUCUCCUCCUUGCUAAAGGCUUCCAUCAAGCAGUUUGAGAAGAGUGACCUCCCUGGAGGGGUGCAGGAAGCCUCCAGGUGUCUGAGCAAGUCCAAGGAGCUGAUGGAGACCGUGCUGAGGGACCCGGGGCUGCUGGGCCUCCAGCGGGAAGGGGGAGCCACUCUGGCCAGGCUACGGCAGGAAGCCAGUAGGCUGGACUUCAACCCUGACGUCAGGAGCCAUCUGGCCGAAGCUGUCGCCUGGUACGGCCUCGUGGACGAACAGCUGCAUGUCCUGGUCACUGCCUCUAACCACCUCCUGGGGGCGCUGGAGCUCCGCGUCCGCCUCGGCCGCCUGGAGGCUGCCAUCCACCAGGUCAGCAACUGGAUGGAGCAGGAGGGGAGCCGGUGCCUGCAAAUGCUGACCCCCAAAGACAGAAGCUUGGAGACUGUGGAGAAAGCCCACGCGGAGUUUGAGGACUUCUUUCUCCGGGCCGCGGCCCAGUACCGCCGGGGCCUGGAGCUGUCCAAGCAGGCAGCUCAGCUGGGAGCUGCGGCCGGAGGAGCAGAGCUCCCGGAACUGGUGGCCUUCACCUCCACCCAGCGGGCCUUCCAGGCCAAGCUGACCCACUUCUACAUGGCGGCCGAGCGGCAGCGCACGGACCUGGAGACGCUGCUCCGUCUACACCACUUCUGCAAGAAGAUAACCUGGUUUCACGUGGACUGUCAGGACCUGAUGAGGCAGCUCAGGCUGGGCAAGACCCAAAGGGCCAGCCCCGGAGACCAGCGCCUCGUCCACCGCUACCUGCGGCGACUGGCAUCCGAGUUCCCUGCCGAGAAGCUCACCGCCAUGGGGCUGCAGGUGGCCUCUCUGAGCCAGGAGGGCCCCGGCCAGGCCCUGUGGGAGGAGGCCCGGGUGAGACACGAGGAGAUCCAGACCCUCCUGAAGAGGGCACUGGCCCACUGUCCGUGCCCAGCGGGGCCCGCCGCCCACUCGGCACACCCAGAACUAAGAAAGGCAGCGGCCGAGGGUCGGGGUCUGAAUGCAGCGGUCGCUUCUAGGGGAAGGGGAAGGCGGGGCCUGCCCCUCCGGGACUCCCUGGGCCUGGAUCGACCGCCAAAUUCCUAUUGGCCUCGGGCCCCCCGAGAGGGGCAGAAUGGAAGUUUCCAGGCCGGCCUUCUGGCCCAGGAAGCUGGCCAGGCUGUAGAGGCUGAUGAAGGCAAAGGUCCCCGUGAGCCCUUUGAUCCUGCCUCGGAGCGUCUCCUUGCCCCUCUCGUCUCCUGGCAGUGACUCCCCAGGCAGAGUCACACCCCCCACCCCGCUGGAGGCAGCUUCUCCUCAGAGGGGACAGACUCACAGACGUCUCUGGAGGACUCACCCAGACAAGUCCCCUGCAUCUGUCUAGCUAGGACCCCCACCACUCACACCAGGCUCCAGGGGGUGGCUGGGGAGGGGCCCAGCGACAAGAGGCAGUUCGGGAGCCCUGGCUGAACCCCUCUGGACGUGGCUCCUGACCCUUGCUGUAUGUGUCGCCAGGAGAGGGCAGGAGCCUGAACCCGCUCUGAGCUCCAGGAAACUCCAGGAAGACCCGACUCACAUAGAAAUAGGGAGUAUGGAGGGCAGGGCAGGACAGAGUAGAGCCCGGGACCCCGGGACCGACUGCACAACCCCCGGUCCCGUCGUGGAAAGAGUAAUUGGUACAGACCCUUCCAGAAGUCUCAGAGGCAACCACCUGGAGUUCAGGGGUGCGCAAGCUUCCCCGUGGGGCUCGCGGGGCACCCUUGUCGUGAGCGGGGGGACUCGGGAGUGGCUUCUUAUCUGAGACACGGAUUCCAGUGCCCGUUUAUCCGGCGGUGAAUUCAGGAUCCUCUGGUGGAGGAGUAGAGGGGAGUCUGGGAAGGGAAUAAAGGGUGUGUUGUCCGGCAAAUCCCUGCACAGCCGGCUGUUUAUUCUCUGGGCCGUUGGCCUCCGCGAAGAGAAUCAUCUCCUAGAAGCCAGUUAGCACACCCCAAAGGAGUAAGAAUGCACUCUCCGCUCUGCUCCUCCCACCGGCGAGGGCCCUCUGUCUCACCUUCCAGGAACCCCACUUGUCCUGGCCCUCCAGAGAGAACCCGCUUCCCCUCCCCACAUGUCUUCUCAGACUCUAUGGGGUCCACUCCCCCGACCCCAGGACGCUCUUUAGGCACAGCGUCAUGGGGUUCUGCUGGUGUUGGGACUGGGUGAGAGUGGGGAACCACAUCCCCGUCCAGCAGGGGGUCAAGGUGGGGAGGCCUUCACACCUCUGAUCUCAGAGUAUCCAGAAGACAGCCGGCCUUUCACAUGGCCCAGAGUAACCCCUGCCAGCACCUCCCCGGAAUGUCCUGAUGCUGAGAAACUGUGAACCCCUGUCUCCACCUCCGGUGCGUUACCAAGGUGGCCCCCCUGGCAGCCCGGCCCUGGAAUUUUCCUGGCUCCGGACAGAGGGUGGGGCCCUUAGCUCAUCUGUGGAAGGAGAGGGAGGCGGCACUGGUGUGGAGGACAAGGCGAGUUUUUCCGGAGACAGCUCAGCAGGGAAAGCAACACAAACCUCAGUGCCCAAGUUGGCUUUCAGGAGUCUUCUAGGACUUAAGAUUUUGGCAAGUGUGGUCUGUGGCCUGCCUGCCUUAGGACCACGAGCAGAGCUGAUCAAAGGCAGCCUCCUAGGGGGUCCCGCCCAGAUAAUUAAAAUCAGGCCCUUGGGGCCAGGGCAUGGCUGGAAUCUGCAUUUAUAAUCGACCGCUCAGGUGUUUCCCAUGUGACACAGCGAGGUGGGGUGCUGCUGGGCACCACUUGGGGCUGGGGUCUGAGCUGGCCCCCCCACCCCAGGCUAGCUCUGUUUCUUGCAUUCCACUCUCCUGCCUUGCAGUCCAGACGGGCCUGAGGAUACAGGAGGCAUUUGAUAAGCCCGCCUCCCUCCAUCCAUGCCUGUCGCCUCAGACAGGGGGGCGAAGGCUCUUAAAAUGCUGUUGCUAUAGCAACAGCAUCCGACCAGUGGGGUCCACAGGCAGGGAGCCAGGGCACCUGGGGUGCAAGGAUGCAAAGUAACUUCUGAGAGAAUACAGACACUGCGAGGGUUGAGGGGGGCUGAGGAAGGGGACGGAUGGUCCUGGAAUUCUUGGAAGGGAGGGCUCCCCAAAGCCAUCUUGCACAUCCCUCUGCUCUCUAAAGAGAGCCAAAUCCCAUCACAGUAGCCCAUGGAGAGGGGAGGCCGAAACGAAAU
Prionailurus viverrinus (fishing cat) is the source of this 5793-nucleotide messenger RNA. Its product is annotated as KIAA1755 ortholog. The transcript is spliced from 14 exons. The record is from RefSeq and is a predicted model, not a curated record. NCBI's taxonomy places the organism in Eukaryota, Metazoa, Chordata, Mammalia, Carnivora, Felidae. Bases 402 to 3845 code for a protein of 1147 amino acids.